This is a messenger RNA of Linum tenue, 1879 nucleotides long. NCBI's taxonomy places the organism in Eukaryota, Viridiplantae, Streptophyta, Magnoliopsida, Malpighiales, Linaceae. The record is from the annotation of a GenBank genome assembly.
AUGGAGUUCAGUCUCAGCGGGAACGGUUUGAAGACAUUUGCUCGGUGCAUCACAUGUCUAGCUCGUACCGGCAACGAGCUCGCCGUUCAAUCUGCUUCUUCUCAGCUGGAAUUUCACACUCUCAACUCGUCGAGAUCUGCUUAUCAGUCUAUUACGUUCAAGCCGGACUUCUUCAAUGUUUACACGAUAUUCGGCGCCCAGGUCAAAUUCAGCGUGCUUGUCAAGGCCGUUUCUGCCAUCCUUAGGACACCUAUUCAAAGCAUUGAUCAUCUAAGAGUUCAAUUGCCCGAUCCUGAAGCCUCCAAAGUGCAAUGGACCUUGGAAUGCAAUAACGGUAUGAGAAAGGCCUGUUCAAUUACUUGCAAUAUCGAGCCCGACAUACAACAUCUGACUCUUGAUAGGAAUGGAUUUCCAAGCAACUUUAUAGUCAGGCCGCACGAUCUAAACAGACUGCUAGCAAAUUUUCAGUCAUCACUUCAAGAGAUAACGAUCAUUGCAACAGAAAUUACUUCUUCUCCUGCUGAUGCUGCUAGUGAAAUAGGAGGGAAAGCUGUUGAACUCAGAAAUAUCAAUCCAACAAAAGACAAUGACUCUUCACUGCACACUCAAUUAUGGAUUGAUCCUGCAGAAGAAUUUGUCCUCUACAAUCAUGUUGGAGACCCUGUUGAUAUUACAUUCGGAGUGAAGGAACUGAAGGCAUUUGUUUCAAUUUGUGAGAGCUGUGAAGUCGAUAUACAUUUAUACUUUGAAAAGGCUGGAGAGCCCAUUUUAAUGGCACCAAAAAUUGGUCUUUCUGAUUCAUCUGGUUCAAACUUCGACGCAACACUUGUUCUUGCAACCAUGCUCAUAUCGCAGCUUCGUGAUGAAAAUGCCUCUGAGGAACCACAAUAGGCCGCCUCUAUACCAGCUCAAGCUGUAAUCCACAAGGAGCCUCAAGCACAACCAGAGAGUAGUCAUAGAGCAACAGCUUCUGAGCAUCCAUCUGAUAACACCAAAAUUUGGUCUAAUCUUUCAGGUAAAUUACUCAGUUCCAGUGGUAGUGCAGCAAGAAGUGGUAGUGCUGCAGAAGACGUAAAUUUAAAUGCCACAGACCAGGCAAAUUCAGAGGCUUGGCACACUUCAUAUAUCAGAAAAUUUACAUGCAGGAGUUCCUGCUGCUUCGAGGUACCAUAACAGAGAGAGGAUUCUUCCCGAAGAAGCACAAGGUAAGAAUAAAACCAGGUUUGCUUGGAGUAGCGAGUUCAAAACUUUAGCUGUCUUAUUAACUCAAAACAGUUUUUCCUGGCUGCUUUCAGAUACACAACAAGCUAAUGCUAAUACAUUUUCCCAACGUCAUCCACGCCUCCAUACUAUGAAGAACAAUAGAAAAAGUGUCUGGAAUGACUGAAAUUGAUUUGUUUUGAUAUACAGAGUGAAAAGGGAACAGAAAAAAUGGCGAUAUGAUAGCAGCAGCGCUGGCAGGAAGUUGGGGCCGUUGCAGACCACUCCCACCAUUGAAUGCGUAAGGCAAGAACAUGCUCUGAUGUUUUAGCUACUUGCGAUGUGCCAUUCGUACAGAUUUUUAGAUUCUUGUUUUAAAAAAUACCCUGAAACAAGUGAGAGGGAAGUCGAUUAUUGCCGUUAUGCAGUCCUUGUCAGAGUGCCUCUAAGCGUGCACCAAAUUAUUAUUUCGCCAUUUUUAUUGUUGUCAUUGUUUUGCUUUCUUGGGCUCCACAAAAUGCGUAUUUUCCAGCUUCCACUGUGUCAUAUUGCGCCUGAUAUGUGGUGUGCUGGUAAUUUUUGCCAUUUUUUCUCGUCUAUCUGUACUGGAUUGAUGAAUUUAUCAAACCUAAAACUUGUCACGAGUUCGGUUGUUAAAUUCCAGCAACGUAGAACCAGC